UGGGGUUGUGCGGCCCGGACUCGGCCUGCUCGGUGACCUGGAGUUCGAGACCAUCGCGCUUACCCUGCGUUAUGCAGCGUUUCGCUUUCACGUCAAGGCUCAGACUUGCACAAAAGGUUUCAAGAGCGCAUCAAAUUGUUCUACAGUCGACUACCAUGGCGACAGCGUCAGACGCAGGAGCGGACAGUGCGCGCUCUCCAUUGUGGACCCCGGUCAAAAUCGGAGAGGUGCAGCUAUCGCACCGCAUCGCAAUGAGCCCCAUGACUCGCCUGAGGAUGACCCCCGGCUCAGAGCUGCCCAAUGAUCUGGUCGCCACUUACUACGAGCAGCGAGCCUCCAAGGGGGGCCUGAUCAUCACGGAAUGCGCCUACGUUGUGCCCGAGGGCCGCGGCUACGUCCGGGCGCCUGGUAUGGCCACUGACCCGCAGGCGGCUGCUUGGCGGCCCGUAGUGGAGCGAGUUCACGCCAAGGGAGGGCACAUCUACAUGCAGCUGUUCCAUGCGGGCCGCGUGUCACACAGCAGCCUGGUGGGAAAGCAGUUGCCCGUCUCCGCGAGCCCCGUGGGCAUGGCAGGUCAGCUGUACGUUGAGGGCGGUGUCAAGCAGGACUACGAGGUCCCCCGGGAGCUGACGACGGCGGAGGUGGAGGCCUUGCCGAGCAAGUUUGCGGAGGCGGCCGUGCGGGCGGUGAAGUUGGGCGGCUUCGACGGCGUCGAGCUGCACGCCGGCAACGGCUAUCUGCUGCAGAGCUUCCUGGCCAAGAAAACCAACCUUCGUACGGAUAAGUACGGCGGGUCCAUCGCCAACCGAUCCCGCCUGCUGCUGGAGGCGAUUGACGCGGUGGCGGCUGCGUUGGGUCCGCAGCGCACCGCCGUGAAGCUGCAACCCGGAGUCACAUUUUCCGACCUUAUCGAGCCCGAGGAGGACGUGCGGGAGACACUGGACUAUUUGGGUCCGGAGCUGUCGAAACGCAAGUUGGCGUUCGUUACGCUGUCGAGCCUGAACGGGGAGCCCUAUUACAAGUUUGCGGGACUGCAGGCCCCCAACGUGAACUUCGACGUGUUCCGCGACUUCCGAUCCAAGUACUCCGGAACUCUGGCCAUCAACGGCGGCCUCGGCAUCGAGCAAGGGGAGCAGUACGUCACCGACGGUGUGGCUGACGUGGUGUUGUACGGAGUCCACUUUAUCGCCAACGCCAACCUUCCUGAGCUGGUGGCGGGAGGAGUCAAGACGGGCGGCCUGAAUAUGGGCAGCUACAACGCCAAGGUGUGGUACAGCAAGGACCCAGCUGAGGAUGCUGUGGGCUUCACCGACUGGCCGCUGGUGCAGCCACCCUCUUCGUCGCCCUCGGCCUGACGGCUGUAAGGAGGGACAUGUACGGCCGGGGGUUUAGGUACAUUGCUUUGUCUGAACCCAAAGGAAGUGUCGCCUCAAUCGGCCUGCGCACACACUAUAUAAAUUUAAGAAAGGAGCUGCGGUUGAUCAAGGUAGUGUGGUAAUGUGCGUGCUGUGCGGGUUUGUGAUUUGCAAGUUCGUAAAAUAAUUGGCUGUCCUGGACAGGCAACGGUCGUUACGAUUCCCGUUGCCAUGUCGUCGUGUAUGUAUCGUCCGCCCAAGUGAUAUCGAAAGGUUCCCAGGAUACCGCGCUGGUAUAAUGCCUGUUAUGGCAAUUCGGAGGGUGACAGUUGCGAGGCAUUACAUAUAUCGGAUUGCAUUUUCGGCGUCCGAAGAUGGUGCCGCCUCUGCUGCAUGAGGCAAUGUUGUCGUGAAACUGUGGCGAUUUGAAAUCCUCUUUUCUCGGGAUACAUUAAACGGCGGCGGCGAGGCGGUCGUCUGCAUUAUUUAUGUGACAUUAUUGCUCGCGAUGUAUUCGAUGGGUUGGUUUGCGUUUGAGAUUAGAACGUCGAAACUGAGUUGCAGUUCGUUAACUGGCUCCUGAUGCCGUGUACGCGCUGUCGCAUUGUUUGAGACUGCCAACGCAGGCCUGGUGACGUAUUUUUAAAGUUGGCUUCACGCAAAA
Messenger RNA from Volvox carteri f. nagariensis, 2019 nucleotides. RefSeq lists its product as uncharacterized. Lineage: Eukaryota; Viridiplantae; Chlorophyta; Chlorophyceae; Chlamydomonadales; Volvocaceae. The transcript has 12 exons. Bases 72 to 1355 code for a protein of 427 amino acids. Gene Ontology annotation, molecular function: oxidoreductase activity; FMN binding. The record is from RefSeq and is a predicted model, not a curated record.